Molecule: messenger RNA, 2863 nt
Organism: Talaromyces proteolyticus
Lineage: Eukaryota; Fungi; Ascomycota; Eurotiomycetes; Eurotiales; Trichocomaceae
Exons: 4
Coding region: 116-2380 (754 amino acids)
Biological process (GO): autophagosome assembly; positive regulation of protein phosphorylation; autophagy of peroxisome
Cellular component (GO): Atg1/ULK1 kinase complex; extrinsic component of membrane; phagophore assembly site membrane
Molecular function (GO): protein kinase binding; molecular adaptor activity
Source: RefSeq, a predicted model, not a curated record
CUCUACUGAUCAUGAUCGAUGUUGUCGCUGUAGCUAUUUGAAGUAGCAUCGCGACUUCGCUGGAGCUUCUCAUCGGACUUCCCUGAUUUUUGGGGCUCCGUCUGGGAGACCAGCUAUGUCGUUACACAUUUACAUUGCUCACACCGGUGAGCAUCUGCUGGCAGACCCAGUCUCGUUUGCAUCUCCGGACGCUCUUCGAUCAUGGAUUGCCCGCAAUACAUCGAUAGCUAUUCAAAGACAAAUUUUGAUGACCGCCCGUGGAAAGAAUGUCAAAAUCCAAACGCUAGCCACAGAGAACGAGAUCUUUUUAUACGACAGGCAAUAUGUCAGUGAGCCUGGGUCUGUCGACCUUCCCGACGUCCCUCCACCUCCUUCUUUCAAACCAAGCAACCCUCCCGAUACAUUGGCCGACCAGAAUGAUCUUCAAGCCUGGCGUAAUCUCUACAUGGCCCGAAGAACAUGGGCACUGGCCUUGGCAGAAAGCUGCACUACUAUAAAUGGCUCGCUUCAGGAGCACAACGAGCACUCGGAAAUUGUCUACCGUGGUGUGGGCGUGGCUCUGGAGAAUCUGAAGUCUCACGUUGCCGGUUUAGAAAAUAAGUUUCAAGAAGCCCAGACCUGGGCGGACGAUCUUAUCAAAGAACAAAAGUCUGCCUUGGACGGAUGGCAACGGGCCUUGGAGAAAUUGGAAAGCAUACCUGCCAGAAAGGAUAUUUCUUUUCUCGGACGCCCCUCCACACCGAAAAAGGGGACAAGAGACCGUUCGAAUGGGACACUACAAGAUUUCCUAGACGUUGAUGAUGUUCGCCGAGCCGCUUCUCGGGGAAAUGCCGUUUCCCAGAGUUUUUCUCGCCGGAUCGAUGAAGUGAAAAAAGCCGUUGGUAGUAUUGCUUCGGACACUCGGGUAUUGCUGGACCAAGCCCAACCACCGCACUUGGAUGAGACUCACAGUAUAUUGGAAGAGGUAGAGACUAUCGCGAAGAAAGUAAGCUCAGAUUAUGAGCACGUCCUGGGAUUGCCGAGCAAUCAAAAAAGCCUGGCCAAUAUAUCUAGAAUGGCCUUGGCUCAUACUAAAGAGUUAUUGCCAUCUCUUUUAGAGCUCACCCUUGAACUGCAGAAUGCGCUUGAACAAGCUGUCCGACAUCGAAAUACUGCGACAAAGAUGGCGAUCACGCAUAUGCGGAAAGUUUCGUCUCUGGAAUCACGCCUCGCAGAUAUCCAAGGGCAAAUUGCAAACCUAGACGUUGAUGGUGAUGUGUUCGAGGUCUUGUAUGCAGUAUUUCAUUUACCAGUGGUCUACGGCUCCGUGCUUAUUGAAGCGGUCCGGCGACGUGAAUGGAGGGAAAAGUUGAAGGCCGACUCACUUACACUAGCUGAAGAAAUGGCUGUUUUCAGAGACGAAGAGCAGCGCCGACGAAAGAAAUGGCUCAAGACAACUGGAGAGCUCAUAGCCCUUCCUGAUGACAUGACUCCUGGCCUGGAGAUCAACCUGCAAGGUCAGGGGCCGGAAUGGCCUGAGGUGCAUCGGAAAGAUAUCGAAAACUACAUCGAUGCCCUCAAGUCCAAGGGUGGGAUGACAGCAGUAGUAGAAGAAUUAUCCCAACUUUAUGCAGACCUCGACAACCCUACUCGACAGCAGAAACGGCGAGCAAAAGCCUUCAAACACGGAAGCGUUAUCGACAUGGGUCGUAGCUCACUUCUCAUCCGUGGUGACGAUAUGGUCCGUAGUUUACGAGACGAAAAAGUCAAGUUAGAAGACAAAUUAAAAGGCUCAGAGAGUCGAAUUCGCAAACUCGAGGAUCUUCUUCAUCGCCAGAGCCACAUAACUCGUCCUCUAAGUGGAAAUUUUGGCUCGGACCUUCCAACAUCACCAGCUUCUCCUCUUCUGGAUCCAUUAUCCAGACGUUCCUCGGUCUCGUCUCGACGUUUGUCGGCCAACCAAACAGGCGAGGAUAAAGCUUUAGUCCAGCGGGUUUUAACUCUUGAGGCAGAUCUCUUAGCAGAGAGAGAGGUAGUUCAGCGUCUUCAAAGAGAAGCACACGUUGAGCGCCAGUCAUCGACCGACAGAAUGCAAGAGGCGCAAUCAACAAAAGAAGACCUGAUCAAAAAUUUAGAGUCCAGGCAGAGAGAGUUUGAAGACGAGCGUCGAUAUCUUGAGGCCGACGCUAAACAAUUGCAACAUCGAAUUGAGGAGCUCGAAGAAGAACUUUGUCAGGUACUUGAUCGUCGAGAUCAUGAGAAGCAAGAUGUGGAAGACCGGACUACUCGUCUGAAAAACAGCGCAUCCAGGAGUUAUACCACGCAGUUGAUACUGGAAAAGGAUUGUUAUCUGACAAAGAUGCGAAAAUAUCCGAGCUACAAGCACGACUGGACGAAAUGAAUACGCAGAACCUGGAAAACUUUAACACGUUACAGGCUGCACAUGGCGUUCUCUCCCCCGAAGGUUCAGCGCCGUCUGACUUCGUGUCUUUGGUCAAGGCUAUAGAAAUUCUUGCGGAAGGUUUAGCAAUUCAUGCCAGAAAAACAGAGGAGUCGAAUUCUGCCUUGAAUGCGGAAAAGAAAUCCCUGGAGGAGAAACUUCAGUUCGGCGAACUUGAUGUUGCUGAAUUACGGGAAACAAUAGAGAAACACAAUACAGAAGUCUCCAAACUACGAAAUGAAUUGCUUCAGGAACGAUCUCAGGUAUCGGUUCUGAAGACUGAGCUUGCUGAGGAACGAUCUCAAUUACAUCACUUGAGGUCAAAGUUUGCCGCUGGAGAGACCGGUUCUGAAGUUCUUCGGGAACGUGUGGCAGAAGAAGAAAGCAAGGUCACUUCUCUGUCACAGAAGUUGGUCCAGAUCAAUGGACAAGCUCGUGCAGCGG